GAUGAACAGCGGCGUUCUCUCAGUAAAGAUGUGGCUCUGUGUGUUUCUCCUCUACUCUGUGCUGCAGGAAUCUUCAGGCUGCACUGUAGAGCGAGGUUUGGGAGACACCAUCACCAGAUCUGCUGGAGAUUCUGUGGAGCUGCCGUGCUCCUGCACACAACAAACAAAGGUUGAUCCUCAGACAGUUCAGUGGGGAUUUAAGAGAAAGUUCACACCAGGCGACUACAGAGCUGAUCACUCAGUGUUUCCAGAGGACAGCAGUCAGAAUCCACGCUACAGAGGCAGAGUUCAGAUACUGAAUCAGAAUAAACCAGGAACUGUAGCUCUAAUCAUCUCCCACCUCACUGAGGAAGAUGAAGGAGCGUAUCUGUGUGGGAACAACGGGAAAUAUAACAGAGCCGUCUUUCUCCAAGUCUCCACAGGCUGUACUGUGCUGAGUGACAGUGAGAGAACGUUCUCCAGAUCUCCAGGAGAGUCUGUUCUACUGCCCUGUCCCUGUCCCCCAGACCAACACAGGAUCAACCCUGACAGAGUCACAUGGACUAAAGAUCAGACUGCAGUGUCUAAUGAUACAGAAUCCUACAGAGGCAGAGUCUGGAUGUUCGACCAAAAGCAUUCCAGAAAUUUCUCUCUCCUCAUCUCAGAUCUGACUAAAGAGGACUCUGGAGUCUACACCUGCAGAGCUGAUGAGAAGGACGAGCAAUCUGUCCGGCUGGAUGUCACAGGUCAGUCGGUCAAAUCAUCAUACAGUUUCAGUACUGACCGCACUGCACCAGCGUAACUGACUCAGCACCCAAUCU
This is a messenger RNA of Pygocentrus nattereri (red-bellied piranha), 800 nucleotides long. RefSeq names its product polymeric immunoglobulin receptor-like. NCBI's taxonomy places the organism in Eukaryota, Metazoa, Chordata, Actinopteri, Characiformes, Serrasalmidae. Gene Ontology annotation, cellular component: external side of plasma membrane. Gene Ontology annotation, biological process: cell surface receptor signaling pathway; cellular response to lipopolysaccharide; positive regulation of T cell proliferation. Bases 2 to 781 code for a protein of 259 amino acids. The transcript is spliced from 3 exons. The record is from RefSeq and is a predicted model, not a curated record.